GCUGCUGGAACUCGGCCCGGUUCCGUCCAAACAAUCGGCCGCCUAAGGAGUCCCGGAAGCGGGCUGCAGCUGGGAGGAGGCAGGCGUGCAUGUUUGAGCUCAGCUCCCGCUGCUCUCCAGCCUCUCAGACCGUGAGGACAACAGGCGGAAGAUGUUGUCCAUUGUGCUGCUGAGGAGGACCGGACUCGCCGCGCAGAGGAGCCGCCGUGUUUCACACUGAGGGUACUCCUUACAUGCAGUGCAAUGCCAUCUGCUCAGCAGCAUCACAUAGGAGAAAACUAUGGAGUUAACGACCAGGAAUCUGCACUGAAGAACUCGACUGAUUCAUUGUGACAAAGAAUAAAAAUGCUAUUGGACAAGAACUAAUGGGUUGUCCAAGCUAACGAUAGCAUGCCCUCGCAGAAAGGUAAAGGUUGUCCAGUAUCUCAGCGCUGCCAGGCAGCCUCUAAAUCGGAUGAUGCCACGCUUGCUCAGAAGAGAGUAUAUUGGAGAAACAAGAAAAGAGAGCAGCGGGCUCGUCUGUCUGAAAAGAGAAGUAAGUCAACACAAGAUGGCCAACAGGAACAUCAAGCAUACGUGUAUGUUUCUCCGGGGGUUAAUGCCAGGUUGUCCGACCGCUUGGCUUCGUCCUCAUUAAGUAAAGAUGUCUCAUGUAGUUAUUUAUCAAAGAGUGGGAAGACGGGUGAACAAAGCCCGACAAAGCCGCCUGAAAAUCAGGAGUGGAGUCAGACAAUGACAGUCAGCAAGGUCUUGCAGCCAACACACAGCUCCGUCUCGGCUAGGGCAGCCGAUGAUGUCACAGUAAAAUAUCCAGGCUUGGCCAAAAGCUGUGGAAGCCAACUGAACACCAGUUUAUCAGUGCCUCAAGUCAGAGUAACCCGUAUAACCAGCAACUGCUCCACAAAAACAGAACCCAAGCCAUGUGGAUCUAUGCAGAGUUCAUCUGAGGCAGAAGUUAAAUUGAAUGUGCCCAGGGUCUCACUUAUUGGUGUAACUGCAGAUACAAGUCAUGGGUCUUCAAAUUGUCCAGUUUUUGGUGAGACAGCGGUUCAAAGAGCACACGCAACACCUCAAAGCGGAACAAAGAGUGCCUUGGUCACUAAUAAAAGGGCUUCAGGUUUUGGCAUGACACCAGUCUCCAUGGAGUCUGAGGAGGAAAGAGCCGCCAAACGAAGAGAGCAAUGGAGAAUCAAAAAACGAGAACAGAGAGCAAAGCUAGCUAAAGCCAGAGAAAGGCCACAAAGCAGAGAUAGGACUUUUCAAGGGCUCACGGCACAAAAGACAAGAGUUGUGGCCAACUCUGCUCUACUUACGUCUCAGUCGUACUUUGGAAGCACAGGGCCGAAGCAGACUGCUGUUCAGGUCAAAGUGCCAUAUACAGCUCCCAGAUUGGAGGCUGACAAACUGCGCAGUAGGUUAGCUGUAACUAACCUACAAACUAAUUUAAAAAAAGAACAGAGUCCACAACAGCAUACAAUGGAAAACACAGCCAUUGCAACAUUUGAUGUGACCCAAGGGAAGACGUCUCCAGAAUCCCAGAUAAAACCAAUUCAUUUCCAUCAUCGUUCUAACAUUAGCCAAGGGAUUGCCUCAUGUAAAAUGCCUAGACAAAGGCCAGCCGAAACACACAAGAGCUUCCUGAAUCAGAGAAACUUAAGAAGUAAACCUCCUUCAACAGCUGCAAUGUUUAGGACCAGAGCAAUGCCCAAAAUGGACCCAAAUGACACACCAGAGCAAAUCCUAGCCAAGCGGAGAGAGUACUGGCGGAACAAGAAGCGUGAACAGCGAGCCAAGCUCUCACUGGAGAAAAAGAUCCGCCUGAAGGAGAAGGACUCUUUAACGCGGCGAGUAAAGCGUUACCAGCAAAUCCUUGAAGAGAUGAGAAAGGCAAGAGCCCUGGUCCAGUCAACGGAGAGGGUCCCUUUGCUAGCAAACGAGGCAAUCGGGGGGUUUAUUGAGGAGGAUGGGACUCUGACAGUAAACAUACCUGAGAGUCAAGAAGAAAAGCUCCAUGCCCUUUCCAAGACUUCCAACUGGGGGGGCGUUUCACCUACCAGGGUUAAUCCACUCUCACUUCCAGCUCUCUCAUCUCAGGGCAAACUUGGUUUUUCUCCUGCUGUUCAGACAUUCAAUAAAACCUCUAAACGUCUUAAUGUCAAAACAUGGUCGGACAUUGCCAUAACAGCAAAUUCUGGUUCAAAGUCAAGAAAAAGUUCCCAGCAGCUCACACUGACUCAUUUCCAAUCUCCUCACAAUGAACCCUUAUCCGCUGGUUCAAAGUUUGGUGGCUGUGUCAUGAAGAUGAAUAUCUCCAACCAUAAACAGUCACUUUCAGCACUGUCUGGAGGCACAAAGCUGACAGAAGAGGAAAGGACCGCUAAAAAGAGAGAGUACUGGAGGACAAAGAAACGUGAGCAGCGAGCGGCUCGGGCUUUCCGACUGAAGCAAAGUGUCUUCCAAGCAAGGAGCACUGUAGCCUUACUUAGGAGGAAGGCUCAGACCCCAGAAUCCCCUAAAACUGAGCGGCUUAGCACCAAUCUUGCGAUCUGUGAAGAAAAAGAACAUUUUCCCAACAACACUGUGCCUGACAUACUUUAUGCAAAUGAGAUAAAACAGGAGGACGAGUCUGCUCCUGCAAGCGACCUGAAUUCUCUUCCAGUUCAAGCCAUCUGUCCAGACAUCAAACUCCCAACCACGCCACCUGCGCCUCCAGUGCCACAGCUGGAGUCGGAGCCUCAGCCAUCUCUAAACGCAGAUAGCCAAGCGACCACUCUGCUGGUGGUAGCCUCGAUGAAAAAACUCCUGGAGGAAUCCCUUAGCACAGUUUCUGAGAGUCAAACCCAAGAGGCUGGAGGGGCCUUUGAAGCAGCCAGAGAUACUUCAGAGCAAGAUAAAAAGCCAGUUUUAUCAACAGUUUAUUGUGAAAAUAAUGAAAAGGCUCUAGUAGCUGCUUGUGUGCCAUCCAAAAUGGAAUCCCUACAACUGGAUAGCGAUAUCCUGAAAGGGAAAGACUUGCCAACCCCCCCACUUAAGGAUUUGUCACAAAUUAGGGAGGCAGUUCAAUCUCUUUCAACCUCAGGUGAGCCUCCGCAUUCUUUAUGCGAUCAGUCAUCUCAGACCUCUUCAACGCCAUUCGUUAGCACGGCUUCAUCACGUAGAACCCAGAGAUCUCACAGCAAAAAUUGGGCCGAUCAAAACCACUCCUUUGAUGAGCCACCAAAGCUUCACCACAUCACAACUGAAGCCGUGGAUCCACCGCAACUCGAUCAGCAGAGUCUGUGCCACAACAGCCAUGUGCCAUUAGCAGAGAGGUACCGCACUACGAUGAGGCACACCAGCUCAAGCAGCCUUCAGAAGAAGCGGGAAUACUGGAAACUGAUGAAAAGGCAGCAGAGAGCGAAGUUGAAGGCCAGGCAGAAGGAGCUUCUUUCCAGGAAUACCAAGGUGAGCCAAUAUAGCCAAUCUCUUGAGGCAGGCUGUUAGUCUUUGUUUUAAAGGGGUCAUAGGGGACAUUAAACAUUUGGAUUGGAGCGGGGUAGUUAAUUGAGUUUAUGUAGGAUUAAAAUUUUUGAAAUGAGGCUCUCCUUGGCGUCCGUAGCUCAGAGACAUCAGGGCGCUUAAGGGGUGAUAGAAUGAUUCUAUAGGGUAUCU
Cyprinodon variegatus (sheepshead minnow) is the source of this 3651-nucleotide messenger RNA. RefSeq lists its product as uncharacterized. Lineage: Eukaryota; Metazoa; Chordata; Actinopteri; Cyprinodontiformes; Cyprinodontidae. The record is from RefSeq and is a predicted model, not a curated record. The transcript is spliced from 2 exons. The coding region runs from base 391 to 3483 and encodes 1030 amino acids.